CACAAGGAGAACACGUCUGGAUUCCUUGGAUUAUGGGUUGCUUUUGCACAAUGCUUUAUUAUAGCACAUGCAUUAAACAGGAGGAUGCAUGAGGAGGUCCUAUGGAAAUAUUAGUUAUAUAACAUUGCAAUCGUUGUGUAAGGGAAUCCCCCAAGAAGACAGUGUGCAAGGAACUGGCUGAAAAGUAGCAGGUGCCUCAGGACCACAGACCUUCCACACAACAUGCUUUUGCAAACUUGAAUCCUACCUUAUUGAGAUUCCAUUUGGCAAAGCCAAAGGAGGUGACAUUGCAGAGAUGUCAGAGCCAGAGCUGGACUUCUCCAAAGUGGAAAGUUUCUUGGACAGCCAUCCAGAUCUUUUUGAGGAUUAUCUCAUUAGGAAAGGGAAGCACUCCUCGGUGGAGAAGUGGCUGAAGAGGAACCAGAUGUCUAAAAUCUCUUCUAACUCUAGUACUGAUGAUAAGAGUAAGGAGUGUUGGGGUAACAGAGGCGAUGGGUUGCAGAGGAGAGCAUCUCAGAAGGAGCUGAGAAAAAGUUUUGCACGUUCUAAGGCCAUUAAUGUCAAUAGGACCUAUGAUGAGCAUGUCAACUCCAGAGCCCAAGAACCCUUGACCAGCAUGAGGAGAAGAGCCUUGCUCAGGAAGGCCAGCUCCUUACCCCCCACCACUGCUCAUAUCCUCAGUGCUCUGCUGGAGUCCAGGGUCAACAUCCCCCAAUAUCCAUCCACUGCCAUUGACUAUAAGUACUACCUGAAAGAGCACAAUGAGAGGGAGUUCUUCCUGGAAUUAGUGAAGGAUAUAUCUAAUGAGCUUAACCUCGCCAGUCUUUGCUACAAGAUCUUGAUCUUUGUGUGCAUCAUGGUGGAUGCUGACAGAUGUUCGCUCUUCUUGGUUGAAGGUUCAGCCACCAAAAAGAGUUUGGUGUCCAAAUUCUUUGAUGUGCAUGCAGGUACCACUCUAUUGCCUUCCUGCAGAACAGACAACUUCAACGAGGUGCAGGUGCCCUGGGGAAAAGGUAUCAUAGGCUAUGUGGCAGAACAUGGAGAAACAGUCAAUAUCCCAGAUGCUUACCAGGACAGAAGAUUCAGUGAUGAAAUAGACAAACUCACUGGAUAUAAGACCAAGUCUCUGCUAUGUAUGCCGAUACAGAACAGCGAUGGGGAAAUUAUUGGGGUCGCACAAGCCAUAAACAAGACCCCUGGAGGAGCACCGUUUACUGAGGAUGACGAAAAGGUUAUGCAGAUGUACCUCCCAUUCUGUGGUAUUGCCAUAUCCAAUGCACAACUAUUUUCUGCCUCAAGAAAAGAGUAUGACAGGAGUAGGGCUUUGCUGGAGGUGGUGAAUGACCUGUUUGAGGAACAAACAGACCUGGAGAAAGUUGUCAAGAAAAUUAUGCAUCGGGCUCAGACGUUGCUGAAGUGUGAGCGCUGCUCUGUGCUGCUUCUGGAGGACAUUGAGUCACCAGUGGUGAAAUUUACCAAAUCAUUUGAACUGCUUUCUCCUAAAUGUAGUGCGGAUGCUGAGAGCAGUUUUAAAGACAGCUUGGAGAAAUCCUCAUAUUCCGACUGGUUAAUAAAUAACAGCAUAGCUGAGUUAGUUGCUUCCACGGGUCUUCCAGUUAACAUAAGCGAUGCCUAUCAAGACCCUCGCUUUGAUGCAGAGGCUGACCAGUUCUCCGGGUUUCAUAUCAGAUCUGUGCUGUGUGUUCCCAUAUGGAAUAGUAAUCAUCAGAUAAUUGGUGUAGCACAAGUAUUGAACAGACUGGAUGGAAAGCCUUUUGAUGAUGCUGAUCAAAGACUGUUUGAGGCUUUUGUUAUAUUUUGUGGGCUUGGAAUUAACAACACCAUAAUGUACGAUCAAGUAAAGAAGUCGUGGGCAAAGCAGUCAGUGGCUCUUGAUGUUCUUUCUUAUCAUGCAACAUGUUCAAAAGCUGAAGUUGAUAAAUUUAAGGCAGCCAACAUCCCUUUGGUGUCAGAACUUUCUAUCGAUGACAUCCAUUUUGAUGACUUCUCCUUGGACGUCGAUGAGAUGAUUACGGCAGCGCUGAGAAUGUUUAUGGAACUGGGGAUGGUCCAGAAGUUUAAAAUUGAUUAUGAGACCUUGUGCAGGUGGCUUCUGACAGUAAGGAAGAAUUAUCGAAUGGUUCUCUAUCACAAUUGGCGGCAUGCCUUCAACGUGUGCCAGCUGAUGUUUGCCAUGUUAACUACGGCGGGAUUCCAGGAAAUUUUGACCGAAACAGAGAUCCUGGCCGUGCUCGUGGGGUGCCUGUGUCAUGAUCUUGACCACAGAGGAACCAAUAAUGCCUUCCAGGCCAAAAGUGGCUCGGCCCUGUCUCAGCUCUACGGAACGUCGGCCACCUUGGAGCAUCAUCACUUUAACCACGCUGUCAUGAUUCUUCAGAGCGAGGGGCACAACAUAUUUGCCAACUUGUCCUCCCAGCAGUACAGCGACCUCAUGCAGCUUCUGAAGCAGUCUAUUCUCGCCACGGACAUCACACUUCAUUUCGAGAGACGAAAUGAGUUUUUCGAACUGGUCAGUAAAGGGGAAUACAACUGGAAUGUUAAAAACCACAGAAUCAUAUUCAGAUCAAUGCUGAUGACAGCAUGUGACCUUGGAGCUGCAACCAAACCAUGGGAGACCUCAAGACAGGUGGCCGAAUUAGUGACCAGUGAAUUCUUUGAGCAAGGAGACCGAGAACGAUCAGAGCUCAAACUGACCCCUUCAGCUAUUUUCGACCGUAACAGAAAAGACGAGCUUCCUAGGUUGCAAUUAGAAUGGAUUGACAAUAUUUGUUUGCCUUUGUAUGAGACUCUUGUAAAAAUGAAUGGAAAACUGAAGCCUAUGCUGGAUUCCGUAAUCACAAAUCGUUCCAAAUGGGAGGAACUGCACCAGAACAGACUGGUGUCACAGGGAAACACCUCAUCCCCCACCACCACCACCUUCCCCACUCCUGCUUCCUCACCUCAGCCAGUGGUAGAGGGUCUCCUGAAGACUUAAACCUGCAAGAGAACCACUGCUACAUGUGAGAGUUACAUUAAAAGGCUGUCAUAAGCUUAGCUGUUUAAUUAAGUUACUGCAGCCAUGCUUUUAUAGCUGGAGAGCUAAUGCAAUGGUCAUGACUUGGCUUCUGCCUUGAAGCUCAGUGGAUUGAAGACAGAAGGGACUGUGGUAAUAGUGAAGCGAUAUACUGAGGAGCCUCUUGGAAAUCUUGUUUUUUGAGACCACAAAUGGCACUCAUUCAAGCUUUGCAAAAAUUGAGCUGUUGCUGCAUUGUGGAUGGGACACCGGUAGACUUCAACCUAAGUUUAAUCCAUGCAGCGCAGUGACUCCAAUGCACAACGUACUCAUCCAUCACUAAGCUAAAGCAGACAAUGAAUAUUGUAUAUUUUUUUGUAUGCACCUCCCAUAAUUACACAGUGCCUGCCUGAUGUGUUUUCUUUUUACUUUGCACUUGCAUUAUUUUAGAAACAUGCUUCUCGUAGGUCCACAAUGCUAAUUUUAUGCUCCUCAAAAAAUGAAUGGGAAACUCCGAUGGCAGCUUAUUUCCACAUUGCCCAAAGACGAAACAAACUAUGCAGAUAAAUUCUAUUAUUUCAAACAAAUUAGCUAUUUUUUAUUUGCUUUAUUUUAUGAUUGUGCUAAAAAAAUGUUUAACUAUAAAGUAGAAUUAUAUGACAAUUUCAGCCCAUGUACAAUAUGAUUUUAAAGUCAUGUAUUUUCAGUCUUCUAAUCUGUUAGACUACGUUCAGUCGCGACUGUUACUUGUCAGCUUUACAGAUGAUAAUGGGUCAGAGUAGCUUCAAACAAAACUUUGUCUACCUCCUUUUCAUUGUUGGCUAUGCUUUUUUUUUAAACUUUAGUUUAAAAUCGGUGUUGCCCUGUCAGUAGUAGGUUAAGCAUCACACCAAUAUAUGGCCAUAAAUCAGCGAACCCAACAUAGCAUAGGUCAGAGUGGUCAAACACAUUAAGGUCUACAGUAGGUAACACCGGCCACCCUUCAUUACCAAUACAUUGAUUGAUUCAGUAGCCGCAGUUGUGUCUAUUUCAAGUUGGAAAUUCAUGUAAUUCCAUUCAAUGGUAAAGCACAGAAUCUCAUAAAAACCAACCCUAUAAUUUAUUCUAAAAUACUUUUAUCGUAGCCCUACCUUCAACCAACCCUUACCAAAGAAGACUUUGUAGUAACAUAUUUUAUCCUAGUAAAAUGCAUUAUAUUUAUAGCCAAGUAUUUUAGAUAUAGGAAGGGUUGAACCCUUAUGUUUAAGGGUGAAAUUCUAAAUUGAAAAUGGCCUUGUUGGGUAAGGCAAACCAUGAACAUAUUCUCCACUGUAUCCAAUCUAUCCAUUUUGAAUAGGGCUGACCUAAAAUAUCAGACUGUUUCUGAAAGAUAUAGCAGGCCCUUUUUCCUAAUCUUAGACAACCCCUUUAAGUAAGUGGGCCAUUAGAUGCAGUGUGUACAGGAAUUUUUGGUACAAAGGUUAUUUUUCAAUACGUUGCCUGGAUGGUUCUAAUUGCAGCAAGUCCCAAAGUGAAGUGGAUCCUUAUUCCACCAGCUUUCAGCAAGCACACACUAGCUUCGUUAGGCUUUUCUUACAAUUAACAUCCUGUGAGAUUAUAGAGAAAACGCGCACAUAGUGAAGCACUGCAACAACCAGCCGCUUUUCCUCUCGAUGUUAUACUCAGAAGCGUGUAAGCAGAAUAUGCGCCUCAAAAGAAAGCCAACCUGUAGGUCCUCUGCACAGUUGUUCUUGUUGUGCCUCCUACAGGUGAUUAGAUAUUGCUCCCAUAGUGAAACUCUGUAUUUUUAAAAUCAUAAAUAUGGUUUAUUAUACUAUAAUAAAAUGCGCAUUGAUAAAAUCAACACAGAUCAAUAGUCCUGCCCGACCCGGGUUUCGCUCCAAAUGGCUUCGUCGGGGGCGUGGCUUCCAAGUAUUCCCACAAUUCUUAAAUCCCCACAUUCACUCCACCCACUAUUCUCAAUACUUUAAUAGAAACUCCUACUCCAUUUCCUUCGAUACAAUCGGAUGCAUCUUAAUUCUUUAGGAUAAAAGGGAUCGGGGUAUUCAAAUUUAAAUAAAAAAAAAAAAUAUAGGAAUUUUUGGGACUUCUGCACUACUGAUAAUAAGAAUGGUGAAAAAGAAAAAAGAAAUAAAAGUUUCUGUUUUGGGUCGUGGACAGAACCUGCCCACUGCUGUGUUCUCCAACCUCAAAUGUUAACAAAAUCAAUAGAUUCUGCCCACCUAUUGAUUAUUGGUACUAUGGAAUCAAUGGCCAUUUCAGGCUUUCCUCUUUAGGAGAACCUGAUCUGAUCGAUUUUAAACACGAUAUAACUUUUUUACUUCCCCCCUUGUUAGAUGAAGCACAACAACCAUGGGCUAGGACAGAAUCCGAAAAAAGAAUAAAGUUAACCUAGAUUGCUCAUAAUCAUGUUAAUACUUCAACAAUCCCAUGAGUUUGUAAUGAUGUAUAUACAAUGCUCUUGAUAAAGAUACAUUGGUAGCUAGGAUUGUUAGGGAAUUCCACCAGUGUCUGGCCACUGUUACCCUUAUUGAUUGCUAGAAUAAAGCCCCAUACCACCUAGUCCUCCUGUAGGCUUCUCUUGGCUUUCUACAGGUAGCCUAAUGUGUUGCUAUUAAAAUCAAUGGCUAUACAUGCAGCUGCCCUACAAAAUGGCAAGUGAGGGCUCCAGGUGACUAGAUAGCACAGUUUUUUCUUUAUUUUAACAAUCAGUGGGUGUGAUAGAAGCCAGACCCCUGCCUGUCAGACAAUGAUGGCAUAUUGAGCCAAUCCCAAUCACCUUGCACGUCUAGUGAUGCACAAGCGACAACACUUAUUAAAGGGAAUCGUUCACCAGGAAAUACAUGCAUUGAUUACGGGACAGUAUGUUGGAUCCAACUCCACUAGAAAGAGAGUUAGGACUUAGAAGAGGUAUAAACAACGUACCUAGACUGUGCCCCUGUAGGACCAGUUAAAUCAUUUAAGAUGCUCUUUUUCUUUCAUUCUGUGUCGCAUUAUUUUCGCAGUUGAGGAGCACUGGAUGCAACACAUUAAUCAAUAUGGCAUGGUUCUUGUAUGUCUUGAUUCUGUUUUUUAUACUAUGUAAAUAUGUUUAUACAUAAAACAUAUAUAUUAGCAUUACGCAUUUUUAUGAAUGUGUCUCUACACUGUUGUCAUACACAAUAUUAUUAUUACCCAUAGGUUAUCACAAGAAACACUGGUCAAACAACGGAUCAAACUGCCAGUGUCUCUUACUGCCCAGUGCCACCUCUUGUUUAUUUCUAUUGUUGGGUGAAAUUCUUUUACUUUGUUACUGUUGUGCACAGUACUGUAUAUUGUAUAAGUUACAAUGUGUCACCAUGGAGUAUUUAGAUUCCGAGAGAAAUGUAUGACAUUCAUAUUUGUUUCAAGGUGUGACCGCCAAAUGCCCGCUGUCUGCAUAGUUUUACCACUUUAUAUAUAGGCUCAUCUGCUACCCUAUUAUUGUGAUCUCUGGAUCUUGCACUGAGAUUUUGACAACUAGAAAAAAAAAUGACUGAAGAAACUAGCCCAUGACAUACAGCAGAAGACAAAGAGAAGGUUGUCAAGCUUACCAUUCAGCUCAGGUACACAUGCGUGUGUGUGAAAAGGAAUCUUAUGUCUGCCAUUUUUUAACAUUAGAAACACUAGAGAUAUGUUCCUAUUUACAAUCUGCACUAUUUGUAUGGACAUUCAUGAGGUAGUUCCUAAUAAAGCCACUUUUAGCAAUCACAAGAGGUUUUCAACUGCAGCCAGCAGUGCCUACUAGGUUAGAAAAUCAGUUUAUAGAGUUGUGUGAUUUGAGUCACCUUUCAUUUCAAGUUUGGAAUUUACUUUUUCUAAAAUUGGUACCUUUUGGUCAGGCUCCUCUAAGUUGUAUGUGUAUAUGUGACGGCAGUCAUUUUAUUGCGCUAGACAUAAAAGUGAUUUGUGUGCCUUAGUGUUGUUAUUGAAUGAGCAAGCUUCAUGAUAUGAGAACUCAUCAUGCAUAGCAUAUAACCACAGACAAGUCUAUGUCUUCCCUUAGAUAGCCCCAACAAACUGACUGUCUCCCACUGUCCCUCAACAGAGUCCUUUCCAGGCUGUUUAGAACCCUGUCCACCCCAGCGUCCAUGAUGGUUUUCUUUACCUUUGUCCCUCUCCUCCACAGAGCCCUGACACUGUGUCCCCCUUUCCUCUCCCCACAGAGAUCUUCCACCUAUUGUCCCCCCUCUCUUCUGUCUGUUUUUUGUCCAAUUCUUUCCAUCCCUCCAUUGUAUUUUUAAAUUCCUCUAACCCCUGGUGCCCCUCUUAUACCUGCCAAUUUCUGUGACCCCAACCAAAUUAUCCUCCAAAGAAGGCCUGCUGCACCCUCAGAGCCCCUUCCAAUGUGUGUCCCCUUGUCUAACUGCAGACAAGGCUAUAGGUUAUCUGUUUUAAAGGGAUUCUGCAAGAAUAAAGAAGUGGGGUUGGCAAACUUCCCCUUUCCCCCACUUGGUCAAACCUGUAAAGGGAAGUUUAGUUACCUGCUUCCCAGGUCUGGCUCCAUACUCCUUCUCUUUCCAGCCUGCGAUACUUCACUAGGCUCCCUCACUGAAGACAUUAGGUCUGACGCUACCUGCAACCAGUCACUGGUCACAGCGGUGACCAGAUCCUUUUGCAUCAUGGAACAAUUUGUUAUGACAUAAGGGUAUCCGGUCACCAGCAUGGCCACUGAUUGGCUGCAGGCAACAUCAAAAAGGAUGUUUUCAAUGAGGGAGCCCAGUGGAGAAUCGCAAGUCGGGAGGAGGAGGCCAGCGACGGGAAGCAGGUAAGUAAGCUUCUCUUUACAGCUCCGGCCAAGGAAGAGGGGGUUGCAAAUGAUAGAAUAUUCAAGUGCUUCCUUUUAUGAAUACAAUAUUACAGGGGAUGAAAACAGGGGUAAGGGGGUUGUAAACAGAAAUGUGUCCAUUUCACUGUCUCUGCAUUGUGUAUAGGCUAUAAGUGAAGCAGCUUUUUCUUCCUCAUUCCCAGCAAAGAGUCACAGCAUAAUCAGCUGCUCAUAACUAAACUCUUCCCUGCUAAGCUGAUGAAUCUCCCUUCAUGUCAGUCAAAGCCUACCAUGCUAAGUAAGUCAGGUAUCACAAUGUGAGGUUUCCAAUCAUAAAAAAUGCUAUCUAAACUAUAAAAAAAACUGAUUUCUAUUUUAUUUUCUUUGCAAUCCCAUUAAAUAAACUUUCUCCUCAUAUCAAUAUUCAAUUGAUGUUUUCCUUAGCUUAUAAUUAUACUACAUCUUAAAAACAGAAAAAGAGUGUGAGGAACAUAUUCAAUGGCCUUCAACAAAGUUGCUGUUCCUGUCCAAAAUCAUAACAUAAUUUACUAAUAUCCUAAAAAAAGAUGAUCAUUAAAAUUUGGUGACACCUCCUAUAUCUAGUCUUGUCAAGUAACCUUCCACACCAGGCAUCAUUCUUAAAAACAUAUGUUUAAAAAAACAUAUAGAAAACAUAUGGCCAGUGCUCAAAUUGGUUAUCUCUGCUGUGUAUGCACACUCGUUACUUUUAUGAUUUCACUAAUAUUAGGAGUGUAUGUUGAAAUAUUCUGUAGAAAUAGCAACAAGAACAGGAUUAGUGAGAACUUCAUUGCAAUCAGCUACAGUACGUUUGCUAUGGGUACUCAAUGUUCACAGGUUAGUAGUGUCGCACUGGAAUGUGACGGUACUCCUUAUGUGAAUGCAGCUUGAGUUCUGUUUUUGCAGGUUCAUUUGGUUUAUUAAGACCCUUCAAGUCCGAGUUCGAAUGUAUGUUCUAUUCUGCAUGUUGAACAUUGCAAGUUCUAGUUCGAUAGUUAUAUCGUUGUACACCUUGAUUAUGAUUAUACACGUGUAUGCACUUCUAUUCUGCACACACGCACACAUAAAAUGCAUAUCUCAUCGCUAUCUAACAUGCACCUUCUCUUCCCAACAUAAUCUAACUUGUGGUCACGGUAUAUAUUACAAUCUUUGGCUAUUAUUGUGCCACUAAGUUUGUAUCUUUUUUAAAUUUUCCACCUCUAUUUAUGUUAUAUUGUACUUUGUUGAAUUCUGUCUUGUUUUUUAACAGCAUGUUUUGAAGAUGACAUUUAUGGCUCGGUUUUUUGUUAUUUUUCUCAUGGAAAUAAUAAAAAAAAAUCACUUUAUUUCACUUGGUCUUAUAAUUAUAC
This is a messenger RNA of Bufo gargarizans (Asiatic toad), 9166 nucleotides long. It is a transcript of the gene PDE11A, whose product is annotated as phosphodiesterase 11A. NCBI's taxonomy places the organism in Eukaryota, Metazoa, Chordata, Amphibia, Anura, Bufonidae. The record is from RefSeq and is a predicted model, not a curated record. The coding region runs from base 296 to 2995 and encodes 899 amino acids. Gene Ontology annotation, biological process: signal transduction. The transcript is spliced from 20 exons. Gene Ontology annotation, molecular function: 3',5'-cyclic-nucleotide phosphodiesterase activity; protein binding.